UUGACAACCAGAGGUUCGGUAUUUUGUUGCUCGUAAUUUCCUAACCAAACAAUUGGUUUUUCAUGUUAUUUCAUGGACAAAUACAUAUAGUUACACAAUGUUUCCCUCCGCCUUGCGAUGUGUUUCCACAUUACACAAUUUGAGGCGUAUCAAAUCGUUAAUUCCAACAAAAAUACGGACUAUCCACACAACUGCAGUAUAAUUUUAGGCUUACGGCAUGGAGAAUACGAGUGGCAGGAUCCCAAGUCAGAAGAUGAGGUUGUAAAUAUUAUAUACGUGGAUAAAGAAGGGAACAAAACUAAAGUAAGAGGCAAAGUUGGAGACAAUGUCUUGUAUUUGGCUCAUAGAUAUGGAGUUACUAUGGAAGGAGCGUGUGAAGCUUCAUUAGCAUGUACAACAUGUCAUGUAUAUGUGGAUCAUAGUUAUUUUGAUAAGUUACCUCCGUCAGAAGAAAAGGAAGACGAUUUGUUGGACAUGGCACCUUUUUUAAAAGAAAACUCUAGAUUAGGUUGCCAAAUAGUGCUAACCAAAGAACUCGAAGGGAUGGAGCUAAGACUACCCAAGGCUACUAGGAAUUUCUAUGUUGACGGACACACACCUACACCACAUUAAUAGUGUUAAGAGUUAAUUAGAUAACAGGAGGUAGCGAUUUCUCACUUCGUUGUAACUUCAAGCAAAAAUAUACUUUGGUAUAUUGCACUAGAUGUGACUUUGUAAAUUCUUCAUUGAAGCAGCCACCCUAGACACGUUGCACUUUUUGAUAGAAUCGAAAAGCAGAUCUGUCAAAACUCCAUACAAAGAAAAGCCUUUCGACCAUUUUUCGACUGGUUUGCGAUUAUAAUGUGCACUUUGUCCAGACCCACAGGUCACUUUGAAGUCUAGCUAUCUUAUUUUCAUCACAAAUAAAAAAUCUUUUAUCCAGUGAAUAAGUAAAAUAAAUUUUAUUUUAUAAAUCUUAUCAAAAUUUUGAGUAGUGCUUAGAUAUAAAUUAUUACUGAAGAGAAUAUAAAUAGAUUAAGGUAAAUCAAAGAAGUUAAAGCAGUUGUAAAUAUUGUAUAUUAAUUGAUAUUGUUAAUACAAUAGGUGCUGUAGAGUUGUAUAGAUUGAUUACAAUAAAUGGCAGUUUUUCUGUAAGAAGAAAA
Ostrinia nubilalis (European corn borer) is the source of this 1142-nucleotide messenger RNA. RefSeq names its product adrenodoxin-like protein 1, mitochondrial (gene Fdx1). The record is from RefSeq and is a predicted model, not a curated record. Gene Ontology annotation, cellular component: mitochondrion. Gene Ontology annotation, molecular function: 2 iron, 2 sulfur cluster binding. The transcript has 5 exons. Gene Ontology annotation, biological process: positive regulation of oxidoreductase activity; P450-containing electron transport chain. Lineage: Eukaryota; Metazoa; Arthropoda; Insecta; Lepidoptera; Crambidae. The coding region runs from base 118 to 612 and encodes 164 amino acids.